AUGACCCCAGGGAUUACGCCCGAGAGGCUCGACGGGUUGUCGGCCGAAUGGAUAGACGAGACCAUAAAAGCCUUGAGAGAUGAGUCGUUCCAAUUCCGUCCAAUAACCUAUAUACCAAAUAAGUCAGGCGGCAUGAGAGCGCCAUGA
Molecule: messenger RNA, 147 nt
Organism: Entrophospora sp. SA101
Lineage: Eukaryota; Fungi; Glomeromycota; Glomeromycetes; Entrophosporales; Entrophosporaceae
Source: the annotation of a GenBank genome assembly